AUGUCGGUCAUAGGCACCGAUACUCCCGACGAUGAGGAUCGCACGGCCCAGGUCACGCACAGCCGUUUAACCGGACAUCAGGCACCUGAGAGCAACUACAACUCCGAAGUCAGCGGAGGCCACGAAACUUCCAUAACCGAGGUAGGUGGAGAUGGAGGGACCGACUCGGGUGAUGAUGUCGAGGAAAUAGGGCGAAGGCACGAUCUGGUCCAAGAUCUUGCUCGCACCUUCACAUCAGAGUCACAAAAAAACCGAAAUGGGAGCGUCUUCCUAGCGCAGACAGAGUCAAACUCCUGCUUGGAUCCCAAUAGCUCGAGCUUUAAUGCCCGCGCCUGGGCCAGGGCGCAGGUCGACAAGGUCGCGUCGAGUGGUGGCUCGUUCCGGACCAGCGGUGUCUGCUUCCAAAAUAUGACGGUUUCUGGCUAUAGCGCUGGCAGCCGCCACCAGAAGAACGUCGGGAAUGUGUGGCUGGAGGCCGUUGGGCUCGCCCGCCAGACCUUGGGCCAUUCUAAGAGCCGCGCUACCAUCCUGCACAAAUUCGAUGGCGUUGUGCAUAGGGGAGAGAUGCUAGUGGUCCUAGGGCCUCCAGGAUCCGGAUGCAGUACCUUCCUCAAAACCAUUGCCGGGGAGACGAGCGGCCUCUUUGUCGACGACCAGGCGUAUUUCAACUAUCAGGGAGUUACUGCGGAGGAAAUGCACACCCAACACCGGGGUGACGCGAUUUAUACCGCUGAAGUCGACGUUCACUUUCCUAUGCUCUCGGUUGGCGAAACUCUGACUUUUGCUUCACGUGCCCGCACUCCACGUCAUUUACCCUCUGGUGUGACUCCCUCCAUGUUCUCUGAUCAUCUCAGGGACGUCGUGAUGGCGAUGUUUGGCAUCAGUCACACCAAGAACACGAGGGUCGGCAACGAGUAUGUUCGGGGUAUUUCCGGCGGGGAGAGGAAGCGAGUUACGAUCUCUGAGGCAGCUCUUUCAGGGGCACCUUUUCAAUGCUGGGAUAAUUCGACGCGAGGAUUAGACAGCGCGAACGCGAUUGAAUUUUGCAAGACGCUGAGACUUCAGACCGAAAUCUUCCAGACGACUUGCGCCGUGUCCAUUUAUCAAGCGCCGCAGAGCGCAUACGAUCUCUUCGACAAAGCCUUGGUCCUAUACGAAGGCAGGCAGAUUUUCUUUGGUCGAGCUGAUGAGGCUCGCCAGUACUUUAUCAAUCUCGGUUUUGAGUGCCCUGAACGUCAGACGACCCCCGACUUUUUAACUUCCAUGACUAGUCCGCGGGAGCGUCUGGUCCGUGCCGGAUAUGAAAACAUGACCCCCAGGACGCCGGAUGAAUUCGCUGCCGCCUGGCACAACAGUGAGGCUUACCAGCGGUUGCAGGCCGAGAUUGACGCCUACAAGACCGAACACCCCAUUGACGGACCCGAUGCGCAGACCUUCCGCUCCCUAAAAAGAGAGCAGCAAGCUAAGGGCCAGCGGGCGAAGUCCCCCUAUACUCUGUCGUAUAAGCAGCAAAUUGGCCUGUGUUUGUGGCGUGCCUAUCGACGCUUCCUUGGCGAUCCCUCGAUCACUGUUGGCCAGCUGAUUGCGAAUAUUGCUAUGGGGUUAAUUGUCUCCUCCAUAUAUUAUAACUUGAACAUGACCACGGGAAGUUUCUUUCAACGUUCUGCUCUUUUAUUUUUUGCCGUCUUAAUGAACGCCUUCAGUUCUGCUUUGGAAAUUCUCACUCUGUAUGCCCAACGUGGAAUUGUCGAGAAACAUGAUCGAUAUGCCUUUUAUCAUCCUUCCGCGGAAGCAGUUGCCUCAGCUUUGAUGGACAUGCCAUACAAGGUUUUGAACACCCUCGUGUUCAAUCUGAUUAUUUACUUUAUGAGCAAUCUUCGCCGUGAACCAGGGGCUUUCUUUUUCUACUUAUUCACGUCUUUCCUUGCGGUGUUAGCAAUGUCUGGCAUCUUUCGCACCAUUGCGUCUGCUUCCCGCACCCUGUCACAAGCCAUGGUACCAGCCGCCGUUCUUAUCCUGGCCCUCGUCAUGUUCACUGGAUUCGUCAUUCCUAUCGACUACAUGCUGGGUUGGUCGCGGUGGAUCAACUACAUCGAUCCCAUGGCAUACAUUUUCGAAUCACUUAUGAUCAACGAGUUUGCUGGUCGCCAUUACCUUUGCACAUCGUUCAUCCCAAGCAACACAGUUUCUGGGUAUGAAAAUGUCAGCAGCGAAAAUCGCAUAUGCUCGGCGGUUGGCUCUGUUUCUGGGAGUCUGUAUGUACAAGGAACAGACUACAUUAAAGCUUCUUUCCGGUACGACCCUAGUCACAAAUGGCGAAACAUUGGGAUUGUGAUUGGGUUUAUUAUAUUCUUCCAUGCUCUGUAUAUGAUGCUCACGGAGCUUGUCACUGCGAAAAAGUCUGAAGGUGAAGUACUCGUCUUUCGUCGAGGACACAGACCACCGCAGUUUAAGGAGAGUAAAAGCGACGCUGAGAUCGGCAUUCCGCCUACUUCGGGACAUAUCGCCGUAGCAGACAAGGCAACUGAAAGUAUGUCUGAUGCAGAGUCCGCUGCUAUCCGAGAGACAACCAGCGUGUUCCACUGGAACAAUGUCUGUUAUGACGUCAAUAUCAAAGGUAAACCUCGCCGGAUCUUGGAUAAUGUGGAUGGCUGGGUAAAGCCAGGAACUCUAACGGCUCUCAUGGGCGUGUCCGGCGCUGGCAAGACAACCCUUCUUGACUGCUUGGCCGAUCGAGUAUCAAUGGGAGUGAUCACUGGCCAGAUGCUUGUGGAUGGGAAUCCUCGUAAUGCCUCAUUCCAGCGGAAAACUGGAUAUGUCCAGCAGCAAGACCUCCACCUAGAGACUACAACUGUUCGAGAAGCCCUCAACUUCAGUGCCCUCCUUCGUCAGCCAGGUCAUGUUUCCCGGCAAGAAAAGCUUGCCUAUGUGGAUGAAGUGAUCAAGCUCCUUGAUAUGGAAGAGUAUGCUGAUGCCGUUGUUGGGGUUCCUGGUGAAGGUCUUAAUGUCGAACAGCGCAAGAGAUUGACCAUUGGUGUUGAACUUGCAGCUAAGCCACCACUCCUGGUUUUUGUUGACGAACCGACCUCUGGUCUGGACAGCCAGACUUCUUGGGCUAUUCUUGAUCUCCUCCAAAAGCUCACCAAGAGUGGGCAGGCCAUCCUGUGUACCAUACACCAGCCGUCAUCCAUGCUCUUCCAACGCUUCGAUCGGCUACUUCUGCUGGCAAAAGGAGGAAAAACCGUUUACUUCGGUGAUGUUGGCAGGAAUUCCAGACACAUGAUAACUUAUUUUGAACGAAACGGUGCUCUUCCUUGCCCCCCCGGCGCCAACCCCGCAGAAUGGAUGCUCGAAGCCAUUGGCGCUGCUCCAGGCUCAACUAGUAAGGUUGAUUGGCACGCGACCUGGCGGCAAAGUCCUGAAUUCGAAGCCGUCCAGACUGAACUCCAGCGGUUGCGAACUGACCGUAGAGAUAUUACUGGAACUCAAGCCAAGGCCCAGACAAGUUUACAAGAAUUCGCUGCUCCGUUUGGCUUGCAGCUUUGGGAGGUUACCCACCGGGUCGUCCAGCAGUACUGGCGUACUCCAUCUUAUAUAUACUCCAAGGCCUCUCUCGUCACUUUGGUCUCUGCCUUUAUUGGGUUCUCAUUCUUCAAGGCCCCUAAUACCGUUCAAGGACUCCAGAACCAGAUGUUUGCUAUUUUCAAUCUCUUGACUGUCUUCGGCCAAUUAGUGCAACAGACGAUGCCGUAUUUCGUCAUCCAAAGAUCGCUCUAUGAGGUCCGUGAACGCCCUUCGAAAGUUUACUCUUGGAAGGUCUUCAUGCUUUCUCAAAUCCUCGUGGAAAUUCCCUGGAAUACGUUGAUGGCAGUAGUCAUGUUCCUUUGCUUUUAUUACCCAAUCGGGCUCUACCAAAAUGCCGAACCUGCACACCAAGUCACCGAGCGAGGUGCACUGUUUUUCCUCUUCCUGUGGGCAUUCAUGAUGUUCACAUGUACCUUCACCGACUUCAUCAUCGCCGGCGUGGAGACAGCAGAGGCCGGUGGCAAUCUCGCCAACUUGCUCUUCAUGUUGUGUCUGAUCUUCUGUGGUGUCCUAGCCAGCCCCAAAGACUUCCCGCAUUUCUGGAUCUUCAUGUACCGAGUGUCACCGUUCACUUACAUGGUCCAGGGUAUGAUGACUACCGCCGUCGCAAAUACAAAUGUAGUUUGCGCCGCAAAUGAACUGCUACAUUUUGCCCCACCCACAGGGCAGAACUGCGGCCAGUAUUUGCAAGACUAUAUCAAUGCUGCUGGUGGGUAUCUGCAAGACCCAAAUGCGACUGAUUUAUGCACCUACUGCACCAUCAAACAGACCAAUAUCUACUUGGCAGGUGUGAACGCUUUCUAUAGCCAGCGAUGGAGGAACUUUGGCAUCUUCAUCGUCUUCAUCGUCGUCAAUAUUUUCGGGGCACUGUUUAUGUAUUGGUUGGCUCGAGUGCCGAAGAAAUCACUCUUUGGGAAAAAGUCGAAAUAUUUGAAUAUGCGUGAUACACGGAAAAGCUCUGCUGUGACUUUGAAGGAAGAGGGCUACACCUGGAUCACUGCCACUGACGUUCUCUAG
Penicillium arizonense is the source of this 4602-nucleotide messenger RNA. RefSeq lists its product as uncharacterized. NCBI's taxonomy places the organism in Eukaryota, Fungi, Ascomycota, Eurotiomycetes, Eurotiales, Aspergillaceae. The coding region runs from base 1 to 4602 and encodes 1533 amino acids. Gene Ontology annotation, biological process: transmembrane transport. Gene Ontology annotation, molecular function: ATP binding; ABC-type transporter activity; ATP hydrolysis activity. The transcript has 7 exons. The record is from RefSeq and is a predicted model, not a curated record. Gene Ontology annotation, cellular component: membrane.